This is a messenger RNA of Dichomitus squalens LYAD-421 SS1, 1362 nucleotides long. Its product is annotated as arsenical-resistance protein. Gene Ontology annotation, biological process: antimonite transmembrane transport; arsenite transport. The record is from RefSeq and is a predicted model, not a curated record. Bases 1 to 1362 code for a protein of 453 amino acids. NCBI's taxonomy places the organism in Eukaryota, Fungi, Basidiomycota, Agaricomycetes, Polyporales, Polyporaceae. The transcript has 5 exons. Gene Ontology annotation, molecular function: antimonite transmembrane transporter activity; antiporter activity; arsenite transmembrane transporter activity. Gene Ontology annotation, cellular component: plasma membrane.
AUGAACAGAAAAAAAGAUAUCCUCAUGAACACAUCCCCUAUAGAAAAUGAUCAAACAGCCAGUGAAGUCGAAGCUGUCAACGACGGGCACGUCAACGUCGAGGAUGAGUUCAGGGCCCCCGCAGCACUUUUGAACAAGCUCAGUAUCCUCGACCGUCUACUCACCCCAGCCAUACUCGUCUGCAUGGUCGUAGGCGUCCUCAUCGGCAACUACCUCCCUGGCGUCCAGGCCGCCUUCAGCAUCGCACAAUUUCAAUCCGUCUCUGCUCCAAUCGCAAUAGGCCUCAUCGUCAUGAUGUGGCCCAUCCUCACCAAAGUUCGCUACGAAGCCCUCCCCGCCCUUUUGCCGACCCGCCACGCCCUGACCCACAUCCUUCUCUCGCUCACGCUCAACUGGUUCGUUGCCCCGUUCCUGAUGCUCGCCCUUGCAUGGGCUGCGCCGCCAGACCUGCGCACGUACCGCACGGGCAUGAUCAUGGUCGGGCUCGCGCGGUGCAUCGCGAUGGUCAUGGUUUGGAACGCGCUCGCGCGGGGUGACAGCGAGUACUGCGCCGUCCUUGUCGUGUUCAACAGCAUGCUGCAAAUCGUACUGUAUGCGCCAUUUGCUCUCUUGUUCGUGAUUAUCUUGGGGGGCGGCGGAGGAGUGGAGAAGACGUUGCACGUGUCGUACGGGGACGUCGCGAUCCCGGUGCUCAUCUACCUCGGCAUCCCGCUCGCAGCAGGCGUCGUGACACGCUUCACGAUGCUCCGCCUGACCUCGCGCCGCUUCUUCGAAUCGACAUUCCUCCCAUACUUCAGCCCGCUUGCACUGCUCGGCCUUCUCUAUACAAUCGUCGUCAUGUUCGCAUACCAGGGCCACCACAUCGUGCACAACCUCGGACCCGUCUUCCGCGUCAUCGUUCCGCUCGUGCUGUACUUUGUCAUCAUGUGGUUCGCCACGUUCGCGUUCGUGUGGUGGUGUGCGCGGCCGCGGCCGCGUUCCGCCAUGGUGCGCGAAACAAGCGCGAGUAUGGAUGAGAAGGAGAAGAAGAAACGGGCAGAUUGGUCGUACGAGAUGGCAGUCGUGCAGAGCUUCACGGCAGCCUCGAACGACUUCGAGCUCGCAAUCGCAGUGACGAUUGCGGUGUACGGCGUCGGCUCGGAUCAGGCGCUUGCGGCGACGAUUGGGCCGCUCGUCGAGGUGCCCGUGCUGCUCGCCCUCACGUGGGUCGCGCUCUUCCUGCGGCGCAGGCUGACAUGGCAUACAGGAUCGGAUGUGGAGACGGGGACAACACUUGCCAAAGAGGUCGUGAAAGAAGGUGAAGAAGCCAAGCGUGGAGAUGAGAACUUGACGAUCGAGAGUGGGAUAGAGGAAACGCAUUAG